CUAAUUAAAAAAGUAUAGUCAUUUUGCGCGGGAAACGGGCGCGCGAACUUUUUUAAUUUUAUUUAGUAAUUUUGACAGUUUGAGAACGAGGUGUAGUUUUCAAAAUAAAGUUAUUUUAAAUUUUGAUUUGAGAUAAAUUGAGAUAAAUACAUAUUUUUAAUACUAUUAUUACUUUGUAAUAUUUAUCAGUUUUAUCACGAACCAAGAUGCAUGCCGUUGGAUUUUUGACUUUGCUACUGCUGAGCCUAUGCCAGUGCCAGGAGGAGAUCGUACGGAACGACUUCGAAGGUCCGAAUGAGGACGGCUCUUACAAGUUCGCUUAUCAGACGCAGGGCGGCAUCUAUCACGAGCAACGUGGCUCGCUCCAAGGACAGGAACCGGCGCUGGUUGUUGAAGGACAAUACCAGUACACGGCCCCUGACGGACAGGUGAUAAACGUGAUCUACAGAGCAGACGAGAACGGCUUCCAAGCGACGGGUGACCACCUCCCCACUCCACCGCCCAUCCCGAUGGCGAUACAGCGCUCCCUCGACUAUUUGAUGAGUCUGCCACCUUCUGACAAUGACUAUUAG
Messenger RNA from Cydia strobilella, 572 nucleotides. RefSeq names its product endocuticle structural glycoprotein ABD-4-like. Lineage: Eukaryota; Metazoa; Arthropoda; Insecta; Lepidoptera; Tortricidae. The transcript has 4 exons. The coding region runs from base 207 to 572 and encodes 121 amino acids. Gene Ontology annotation, molecular function: structural constituent of chitin-based larval cuticle. The record is from RefSeq and is a predicted model, not a curated record. Gene Ontology annotation, cellular component: chitin-based extracellular matrix.